UCUAACGUGACCUCGAUGAUCCGAGUAAUCUACUCGUCGGGGAUUUCACCUCAAUACCGUCUCCGACAGAAACCCUAGUUUUCCACUUUUCCCUCUCCUCAAUUCGUACUUUUCGUUAGCGUCUGGCCAACAUGGGAACUGCGGAACAGGUUACGAAAGCCUCAUCUAGGAAUACGUUUCCUGCGGUCGGCUCGGCGGAGGAGAUCAGGGUUCGAAGGAGGACGCUGGAGGUGGUGCUGGAGCAGUGCCAUAGGGCUCUCGAGCAGCUCCAAAUGUCUGAAGAUGACGGGUACCUUGCUGAAGAGGACACGGGGAGGGAGGGGGAAAGUAAUCCGUCGGUCUCUUCAUCUGCACUCGAUAACGAGGCUGAUGAGCUAUGCAAUCUUGUCAAGUUCAGGGUUGAAUCAGCAGCCUUUCUUGAAAAGCUUGGGAGCAUCGAUAUAUCAGCUUGUCCUGAUGUUUCUGUUUCUGCAGAUGAUAGUGCUUCUUGGGAUAUGGUGACCUCAAAUGAUCUAUGGGAUGAUAAACAGAUUCUUGUUGACAAUGAAUCAGAUGAAGAUAGUUAUGUUCUUAUUCGGCAAGAGGAGAUAGUGGAUGGAAUUGCAUGUUUCAUGGCUGCUUACCUUCUUUCAUUGAAAGAUUCUAAAGAAUUGACUCCAAAUCAGCUUCAGGAAGCUCUUUGCAAAACAUUCUCUGGGAAAAAGAGAAAAAGCAGACUUCGAAAAGCUUGGGAUGGUAGCAAAGUUAUUUAUAACGUGGCAUCUUGGAGUGCUACAGCUUUCGGCAUAUAUCAAAAUCCGGCAUUGCUUAGAGCUGCAUCAGUGGUCUUCUCUACUUCAUUCCGUGCAAUAUCUAAAUUACUCUAAGAAGGCUCUUGUAACUUUGCACAAAAGCUUGUACGAAGCCAGAAAUGGCCUUGUGUGCUGAUGCGGUCCAUCUUCUAAAUCUUCUGUAAGCAGCAGCGGCAAGCAGCAACCAAGAGCACCUACUUCCACAAAUAACCUCUGUAAAUUCGUAAUAUAAAGAACCAAAUCUGCGUCGUUACUUCUGCUUGUUAUGGCCUUAUUUUCUUAUUAACCGUUUUAAGUGCCUCCUUUAAAUUCACUUACGUAAAUAUGCCCCUGUAAACUAUCUGGGUUAGAUGCAAACAUUAACUUAGGCCAUUCUUCGAAGGAUAAUUUAUCGGAUAUUGCAUUGA
Phalaenopsis equestris is the source of this 1198-nucleotide messenger RNA. RefSeq lists its product as uncharacterized. Bases 132 to 866 code for a protein of 244 amino acids. NCBI's taxonomy places the organism in Eukaryota, Viridiplantae, Streptophyta, Magnoliopsida, Asparagales, Orchidaceae. The record is from RefSeq and is a predicted model, not a curated record. The transcript is spliced from 6 exons.